Molecule: messenger RNA, 1756 nt
Organism: Empidonax traillii (willow flycatcher)
Lineage: Eukaryota; Metazoa; Chordata; Aves; Passeriformes; Tyrannidae
Gene: TUBGCP5
Product: tubulin gamma complex associated protein 5
Exons: 12
Biological process (GO): meiotic cell cycle; mitotic cell cycle; cytoplasmic microtubule organization
Cellular component (GO): gamma-tubulin complex; spindle pole; centrosome
Molecular function (GO): microtubule minus-end binding; gamma-tubulin binding
Source: RefSeq, a predicted model, not a curated record
GUAUCCCUUUUGUUCUCUCUCUGGGUUGAAACUGUGAGGCCAUAUUUACAGACAGUGGAUGAGUGGAUAGUCCAUGGUAAUUUAUUUGAUCCUGCAAAGGAAUUCAUUAUUCAGAGAAACAAAAAUGUUCCAGUUAAUCACAGAGAUUUCUGGUAUGCCACCUACACAUUAUAUAGUGUGUCAGAAAAGACGGAGAAUGAAGAGAAGAUGAGUGAUAAUGCCAGUGCCAGUUCUGGCAGUGAUCAGGCCCCUUCAAGCAGACAGCACACCAUGGUCUCUUUUCUGAAACCUGUGCUAAAGCAAAUUAUCAUGGCCGGAAAAUCCAUGCAGCUGUUGAAGAAUCUUCAAUGCAAAGAUGGCUCUCCACAGCAAGCGGCGUCAAGGGAUGCUGAACGAAAGAGUUUAUACACACUGUUCUUGGAAUCGGUACAGUCUCGCCUGCGGCACGGGGAAGAGUCUGUUCCUGACACUAUUACAGAACAGCAGGCCACAAAGCAGAGCCUGAUAAAGAUGCAGUCUAUAGCAGAAAGACACUUGGAACUGGAUGAUGUCCAUGACCCGCUGCUGGCUAUUAAUUUUGCCAGACUGUAUCUGGAACAGAGUGACUUCCAUGAGAAGUUUACUGGUGGGGAUGUCUCUGUGGAUAGAUCCUCAGAAUCUGUGACCUGCCAGACUUUUGAACUGACACUGAGGUCUUGUCUUUAUCCACACAUAGACAAGCAAUACUUGGAAUGCUGUGGGAAUCUGAUGCAAACUUUAAAGAAGGAUUAUAGGCUUGUAGAAUAUUUGCAAGCAAUGAGAAACUUUUUCUUACUUGAAGCUGGAGAUACCAUGUAUGACUUCUAUACAUCUAUUUUUGACAAAAUUAGAGAAAAGGAAACUUGGCAGAAUGUUGCUUUCUUAAAUGUUCAGCUACAAGAAGCAGUUGGACAACGCUACCCAGAGGACAGCGCAAGGUUGUCUAUAUCAUUUGAGAGUGUUGAUACAGCAAAGAAGAAACUCCCUGUCCACACCUUAGAUGGUCUGACAUUGAGUUACAAGGUUCCUUGGCCUGUGGAUAUAGUUAUAAGUUUAGAGUGCCAAAAAAUUUACAAUCAAGUUUUUCUGCUCUUACUGCAAAUAAAGUGGGCCAAGUAUAGUCUAGAUGUUUUACGAUUUGACGAACUAGUCUCUGCUGCAGAAAACCCACAGGUUAAGGAAGGAACUUUCUUAGAACAAGGAACACGUCCUCUGUUUGGACCACAAACAGAAAGCAUAAAACAACAAAUACAUCGCAUGUUCCUCUUAAGAGUGAAACUUAUGCAUUUUGUUAACAGCCUGCACAACUACAUCAUGACAAGGAUUCUUCACAGUACAGGCUUGGAGUUUCAGCAUCAGGUAGAAGAAGCCAAAGAUUUAGAUCAAUUGAUAAAGAUUCAUUACAGAUACCUAUCCACAAUUCAUGAUCGCUGCUUACUGAGAGAAAAGGUGAGCUUUGUGAAAGAAGCUAUAAUGAAGGUGUUGAACUUAGUACUGAUGUUUGCAGACCGUUGGCAGGCUGGUUUGGGGGCUUGGAAGAUGGAAUCCAUAGAGAAGAUGGAAUCUGAUUUUAAAAACUGUCACAUGUUUCUUGUAACUGUUCUCAACAAAGCUGUCUGUCGAGGCUCUUUUCCUCACCUGGAAUCUUUAGCUUUGUCACUGAUGGCUGGCAUGGAACAAAGUUAAUACCUGAGUCUGCUGAAUUAAUGAAGAACUGAAAGCAGCCUUUAUGUUGAAA